AUGUCGACUCCGAAUCCCCAAGAUCAGGAUCGACAUCAACCACAACAAAUCUUUGUUCGGGCGGAUGAAAUCGACGCAGGGACUUCAAUAUUAACACCGAGUAAGGAGUUGCCCCUGAGUGCUUUGACUCCUGCGGACAUUGCUCUCUCAGGUACCGCACGUCCCAAACCUCCCGCUCGUCCAGGUCUGAAGAGAGAAGGUUCUGCGGCACCUCCGCCUCCACCACCAUCACAGCCGCCCCCGUCUAUUCCGCCUCAGUCUGAUCCUACGGACUCUCUGAGCCUUCCUCAACUGCGACAGCUUGUCAGCCAGUUCCCUAAAGUAGAGCAGAGAGCCUACGCCUUCCAAUAUGCCGACGCCCAGGACUUCGCCCAUGAAAUCGAUGAGUGGUUUCACUACACGGAAAUCGACCAGGAUAGGGGCUAUCUACUGAGUUCGCUUGAAGCUUUUGAGCAGAAGUGGAGAAUUUACUGUGAAUCUAACGAUUUUCCUGAAGACAGGACAUGGAUCGCCGUCACCGACCAGCACAGAAAACAAUUCUGCGCGGACCUCGCCGAUGAUAUCUCGGAUGAUGACUAUGCCGGCCGUAUCGAAGCUCUCUGUGCCUUCUACUACAUUUUGAUGGGCGCCUGGAGCACUACAGCCGGCUUAGACACUCAGGCAGAAGGCGAUGGUGUUGCUGAUGACCCAGUCUCAGAGUCCACUCGGGCCAACACCGUUCAAAUCCAAUGGAUGCACAAAGGGGUUGAUCUUUUGACGCAAGAGAAAGCAUUACCAAACCUCUUCAAUUGCUUGAUUCAAGCAGCAGAACCACCUGUUGUGAAAGAAGCUCCUCUCAACAAGGAUGCCGCUGAAGCCUCCGAAGGCGACUUUGGAGAAACCGAGUAUAGGGAGAUUCUUAUAUGCCUUUCCUGCUUCUACAUCCUCGUUGAAUCAGUGCGGUCAAGGAUGGACACUGAGCGCGGCGUUGCAUGCCGACAAGCCUUUCUUUCAUUGCAACCCAAUUUCUUGGUCUUCCUUGUCAAAGCGAUCUCACGACUACGAUGGGAUGAAUCUUACAAUAUACCCCUCAUGCACGCAUUGCAGUUGUUCUGGAAAUCUAUUCUCUUGUUCUUUGGCGACUCAAAAACCCAUUUGGCUCAAAUCAAAGGCAUCUUACACCCAAAGGACGAUCCCUUCUCCUCCGAAGCUGCACACCCCAUCCUGACAGCAUCGCCACUGGAUUAUCACCUCUUUCGGCAGGAGAUCACUUCCAAAUAUCCUGCGUACAAUCCUCCAUUACCACUCGUUCCCCUCGAGUUAGAGCACAAGACCAUGCUACCUCCAUUAACCACCUACAAUGCCAGGUUGGAUAGUUUUGCUGCUUCAACUUCCACUGGAGGAGCUGCAUCCGCUUCUCGAGGCUCUAUUCUACACCAACCUGUGCAUAUUGCUACGCCAGCGCCAUCUCCGCCACCGUCCCCUGUUGGGCCUGGUGGCAAGACUGGCAAAAAGCAAAACUACCAGACCAAUCAGAACUUUCCCUUCCUCUACCCUCCCCUCGACAGCUCCAGUAAUGCCAUUGGAGGCAAAGGUUCAACGCAGUUCCAAGAUCUUAUGGUAGGAAGAAAGUGGGAAGGCAGCGAUGUUCCUCGUUCCAUUAUCGAAGCUGGAGAGCUCUUUGCAAGCCGUAUGAGGAUGACAAGAGGGAUGCGCCAGCUUUGGAAGGAGAGAGACCUCUUCAUGAAAUAUGAACGGGGCUGGAAGGGCAGCCUUGCGGACCUGGCCCAGAGACCUGGCGCCGAGAUGACGACAGCAGAAGAGCAAGAUGAUCUCGACAGCCUAGGAGAUGACGUCCUCCGCUCGCGCAUGGCUGCUGUCGAAGAUUUCUUUCGAAAUGCUCUGCCAGAUCUGCAGUCACUGAUCAUCGUCAUGAUGAAGGUGAUGCUCAACAACGUGCAAGACGUUGCUGUUCGAAAUGGCGGAUUGCAAGACACGUCUCAAGCUUCUGGUCUGAGUCGGAGCAAGUCAAAUUCCAACAUGGCACAGAAUCAAUCUUUGCCCAUGCCACCUCCACCCCCACUCCCCGCAGACAUGACUUUGGAAGAUCUGGACAACGUUCGGUGGCGUGAAAUAAGCCAGAAAGCAGUCUCUGGAGCGAUUUUCCUGCUUCUCAAAUGGUUCAAAAUAUCUCACGUCUUGAAGUUCGAGUAUUUAACACAACUUCUCUUGGACUCCAACUAUGUCCAACUCACUUUGAAGUUCUUUGCCCAUCAGAAUCUGGAAGAUCUCGUGGCAUUCAGGUAUGAUCGCGAUGACCUCAGUGUAUGGCAGUAUUGUCACGUUCAUUCGGACCACCCACCACUGUCACCCACAAGUCCUGAUGAGCAUUCGGACAGCUCAGAAGCAGAAGAUGCCGUUCCUCCUCCAAUCUCUCGUCAUAGACAGUCCCCGUCCAUCCGAUCAGAGGCACCGGCUUCACCAGAGCAAACUCAAAGCCAACAAGCCUCCAACAACUCAGAACAGUCUCGUCCAUCAGUCGACGAACUGGGUAACCCACUGGGUCCACUCCCGACAACACCAAUCAAGGAAUUCUCCUUCCGGCAAUUUCAGACCUCGAUCCAUCUGCUCCGAGUUCUUCAAAAGCUUACUCGUGGCAAAUCCCAUCGAAUUUUGUUUCUUGUCACAUUCAAAUCGAGUCAAAUUCUGCGACGCAUACUUCGUGUUCCCGAUCCGACACUACGGUUGUAUGUUUUGAAACUCUUCAAAUCACAGGUCCCCUACUGUGGUCGAAAGUGGCGGCAAAGCAAUAUGAGAGUCAUCACUGCAAUUUACCUGCACUGCCGACCGGAACUGCGAGACGAGUGGCUGGCGGGCAUGCAUGAUGCCAACGUUGAAGGCGAAUUAGACGAAGCCGUACCACUUGAAUGGGCUUUACGAGGCCUGACUUUCUGGUGGCAGAAACGCAUGUACCCGGGUAUUAUGAGGCGAACUGCUGCGAAAUCGACAAAGGGGCAGCCUCCUGGUCUGGGAGAUGAUACAGAGACUCGUGAUGAUGUGGACCAUGACGAUAUCGAAUCUAGUGAGGAUCAUGGCGGUGCAUCAACAGCAGAAGAUGAAGGUGGUCAAGAGAUCGAUCCCGAAGAGCGGGACUUUUUCCAGCGAGAACUUGACGCCCUUGGCUGGGGACUGGCGAAUCUGCACCUUGCCACGGAUGCAGAUGGAUUUACCUUUGGUGAAGAUGCAGCGACCCAUGCUGCUGCGAAUUCCGCACCAACAAACAACUUCCAUUAUUCGCAGCAGCAGCAGCAGCAACAACACCAGCUUCCGUCCAAUGGAAUAAGCUCAAACUCGGGUACCAAUGCCAGUAAUCACGCCUACGGGAUUAAUGGCGCUGUGAACACGACCACAGCCAAUGCUGGUGGCAACAGUAGUGGACCGCAGACUGCCUUACCAUUGCCUGCACCCACACCGCAAUGGGUAGUUGCUGACGCAGCGAACAUUGAAGCAUGGCAGAAUGGCUAG
Molecule: messenger RNA, 3504 nt
Organism: Exophiala mesophila
Lineage: Eukaryota; Fungi; Ascomycota; Eurotiomycetes; Chaetothyriales; Herpotrichiellaceae
Exons: 1
Coding region: 1-3504 (1167 amino acids)
Biological process (GO): cytoskeleton organization
Cellular component (GO): cytosol
Source: RefSeq, a predicted model, not a curated record